Messenger RNA from Punica granatum (pomegranate), 941 nucleotides. The record is from RefSeq and is a predicted model, not a curated record. NCBI's taxonomy places the organism in Eukaryota, Viridiplantae, Streptophyta, Magnoliopsida, Myrtales, Lythraceae.
AAUGGGAGGGGGGGAAGGGAACGGCGAAUUGGCGUCUUUGAAUUCUCCGCAAGCUCGCUUUUUCUUCUUCUUCUGCGAACUGGAAAGUGGCGAGUGAGUGUGGAUCAGUGUCAGCUCAGCCAUGGCAGCCUCUGCUCCGAGCUCCAUCUUCUUCCCUCAGCCUAUCAGCCAGUCAAAGGGGCCUCAUCUCUCUCCCCUCUCUCUCCCCCUCUCGCGAUCUCAUCCCCUCUCGUUGAAAUCACACCGCCCUUCAAAUCUCAGGAUCAGAUGCUCCUCCAGUGGCGACGGAGACAGCUCCGACAUCCCGAUUGAGAAGAAAUAUCCGGCAUUCCCCACAGUGAUGGAUAUCAAUCAGAUACGCGAGAUUUUGCCUCAUAGGUUUCCGUUUCUCCUAGUUGAUAGAGUAAUCGAGUACAAACCUGGUGUCUCUGCGGUUGCAAUAAAGAAUGUCACUAUUAAUGACAACUUCUUUCCUGGGCAUUUUCCUGAGAGGCCCAUAAUGCCUGGUGUUCUCAUGGUUGAGGCAAUGGCUCAGGUAGGUGGAAUAGUCAUGCUGCAGCCUGAAGUGGGAGGUUCUCGGGAGAACUUCUUCUUUGCAGGAAUCGACAAGGUCAGGUUCAGGAAGCCCGUGAUUGCUGGAGAUACCUUGGUCAUGAGGAUGACGCUUGUGAAGCUUCAGAAGCGUUUCGGAAUCGCUAAGAUGGAAGGGAAGGCGUAUGUUGGUGGAGAAGUAGUUUGUGAAGGUGAGUUCUUGAUGGCCAUGGGAAGUGAUUGAUUUGCAGGUACAUUCUUGUUUAUCCACAGACUUCAGUUUUGAUUGCUUAGUUCAGAGGGAACCUAGGCUUGUUUGUAUGGUGAUUAUGUGACUGAGGGGAUGGAUUUUUUCUCAAAUGACCGGAAAUAAUAGCUGUUCUAACAUCAACAUGGUUUGUUCUCACAUA